AGUUGCCUUCUUCUUUGGAGACCCUGAGACAGAAACUCUGGGGUUGGAGACGUAGUGUAGCCAAAUCUGUCUGCCAUCAGCUUCAAUUCAACCUUUACAAAGGACCACAAACGCUUUCUAAUCUUCUAAUUGUUUAUGCGACUCUUUGUGAUCUUUGAACAUGUGAUUUUUAAGAAGUGUUUGUCUCAACGUUACAUCGUGUUGGGAGCUGCUGCUACACACUGGAGCAGAACAAAGACAGCCAACCCACUUUACAGCAGCUACAGUUGUUGUCAGAUUCAUGGAGAAGACACUGACAAUAGGUCUGACUCUUUUCCUUACACUUUGUGUGGAUAUACCACAAGCUGGGGGGCGGAAGGAGGGAAGCAAUGCAGAAAACAAAAGUUCAUCACGUUCUUCAGAUGCAAAAGCAGGCCGUUGCUCCUACACCUUCAUUGUUCCACAACAAAAGCUGACAGGGGCGCUGUGUUUGAACACGCAGUCUGCUACUACCAACCACUCAGAGGUGGCAGCGCUGCGGGCGGAGCUCAGACGGCAGCAGGAGCAACUGGAGAAGCUCCGGGGCCAACUGGAGCAAGAAGGGACUCUUGCCUUGGAGGUAAGGACUCUGCGCAAAGAGAGCAUCAGCAUGAAUUCUCGUAUUGCUCAGCUCUAUGCACAGCUGCUACAUGAAGUCAUACAUAAGAAAGACCAGGCUUUGGAGCAACAAAGGGUGGAGAACCUUCUGCUGAAUGCUACAACACAGGCACUGCAGGUGUCCAGUAAUUACAGGGAGCUGGAGAAGAAAUACGGAGCCCUCACCUCCAUGAUGAGCUCCCAGAACCAGUUUAUUGCUCGUCUGGAGAAGCAGUGCCAGUGCAGGGACUCCACCCAGUCCUCUCUGGUGCUGACUGAACCACCAAAAAGCCAGUCUGUUGUGCAUCCUAAUUACAGCUCUGAAGCCAUCGAAAUGACCAAUGAUGUUCAAAGGGACCAAAGUGCUCCUCCACCACAGCAAGCACACACAGGGGGAGUUCCCUCCCUCCCCACCACUACCCCCAGCACUCCUACAGAACCUCCCUUCGUUAGCUUCCCCGUCACAAAGACUCCAGGGCCAUGGAGGGACUGUCAGCAUGUGCUGGAAUCAGGUGAGGCCAUCAGUGGGAUCUACCUGCUCCGCCUACAGAGCGCCAACCGACUCCUGCAGGCCUGGUGUGAGCAGAGUCAGGCUCAGGGAGGGUGGACGGUCAUCCAGAGGAGACAAGAUGGGUCGGUCAACUUCUUCAGGACUUGGGAACAGUACAAGCAAGGCUUUGGGAACCUAGAUGGAGAGUACUGGCUCGGCCUGGAACACCUCUACUGGCUAACCAAACAGGCCCAGUAUAAGCUACGGGUGGCCCUGGAGGACUGGCAGGGUCGGCAGGUGUUUGCUGAGUAUGACAGCUUCCAUCUGGAACCAGAGAGUGACUGGUACCGACUGCGGUUAGGACAAUACCACGGCAAUGCAGGGGACUCCCUCUCCUGGCACAACAACAAGGCCUUCACCACUUUGGAUCGAGACAAGGACAGCUACUCAGGUAACUGUGCUCAUUAUCAGAAGGGAGGCUGGUGGUAUCACAUGUGUGCCCACUCCAAUCUGAAUGGUGUGUGGUAUCGGGGUGGACACUAUCGAAGCCGCUACCAGGAUGGGGUCUACUGGGCAGAGUUCCACGGAGGGUCCUACUCCCUGAAAAGAGUUUCCAUGAUGAUCAAACCCACAUAACAUGGUGUCAUUAUGACCAUGUGGGAACUAAACACAUAACUAAUGUGGAUAAAUGUCACAUCCAUGUAAAGAGAAUCAAGCAAUGUCAACCCUUUCAUGUCUGUUUAAUAGAUAAAUUGCACGAAAGUUAACAAAUAUGCUCUCUGUGUUGCAAUUUCCUGAUCAAACCAGAGGUUUUUCAACUUGUAAUGUACUUCUCAAUAAAAUAAUGUGAAAGUAGA
Stegastes partitus (bicolor damselfish) is the source of this 1962-nucleotide messenger RNA. RefSeq names its product angiopoietin-like 6 (gene angptl6). Gene Ontology annotation, cellular component: fibrinogen complex. The coding region runs from base 281 to 1741 and encodes 486 amino acids. Gene Ontology annotation, molecular function: extracellular matrix structural constituent; protein-macromolecule adaptor activity. The record is from RefSeq and is a predicted model, not a curated record. Gene Ontology annotation, biological process: positive regulation of heterotypic cell-cell adhesion; blood coagulation, common pathway; platelet aggregation. NCBI's taxonomy places the organism in Eukaryota, Metazoa, Chordata, Actinopteri, Pomacentridae. The transcript is spliced from 7 exons.